AUGUCGCGCCGCCUCCACAUAUGCCUGUUCCGCGGCGUGAUAAGCCAGAACGGGCAGGCCGUGGCCCCCUGGGGCAUCGCACCCAGACCCCGCGAGAUGGCGCUCCGGCUGGCGGCUCUGCUGGGCGCGCCUACGCAGGACUCUGAGCAGCUGGUCGCCUUCCUUAGACAGCAGGACGCCCAGCUCUUCCUCGACCGCGACGACGAGCUCCUCACCGAGGAGGAAAAGUUUAAGAUAAACCACCUGCCAUUCAGUCCUGUCAUCGAGCCCGAGGUGGAGGACGCUGUAGUGACGGAGCAUCCGAUCAAAGUACUGAAGGAAGGCCGCUUCAACAGGGUUCCCGUGCUCACUGGAGGCACCUCUGGAGAAGGAGUGGGGUUCGUUGUGGAUGGAGGAUACCUGAGCGACACCGAGAAGCUACAGACUUUCAACGACAACUUCGAACUGGCCGUUGCGCCUUUGGUGCAUCUCCAAACUGAAGAGGAACGCAUCAACGCCACGUGGAAAUUGCACGACUUCUACUUCGGCCAAGGAGACAUCACAUUCGACGAUGCCCAGAGCUUCGUCAAUCUGGUGACGGACCUCUCGUUCUCAGAGCCGACAGACUCGCUGGUGAGGUACGUGUCGCAGCUCUCCGACCAGCCAGUCUACUACUACGAGUUCGAUUACCGCGGCGAGGUGCUCGGUAACACUACCUACGGCACUCCUCAUGCGGGGGAAAUAGGGUUCCUGUUCCUCGUCGAAAACAUUCCAGUGGCGUGGGAUCCCACAACUGUUGAAGGGGCUCUGAGGCAGAGGGUAGUUGAGAGCUGGAGCAAUUUCGUGAAGUAUGGGAAUCCCAAUUCUGGAAACGACAGUGUGUUGUGGGAGCCAUUCACCGUGUCUUCACCAAACUUCUUACACAUUACGACGGAGUACAGUUUGGAGCAGAACAAGGACAAGGAACGGAUGGACUUCUGGCAUGAGAACAUCCCCAUGUGA
Messenger RNA from Schistocerca gregaria, 981 nucleotides. RefSeq names its product cholinesterase-like. The record is from RefSeq and is a predicted model, not a curated record. Lineage: Eukaryota; Metazoa; Arthropoda; Insecta; Orthoptera; Acrididae. The coding region runs from base 1 to 981 and encodes 326 amino acids. The transcript is spliced from 7 exons.